CGCAUGCGGGGGGCCGUGGGAAGCGGCGGAGGCUCCGCUGCGGGUCCCGCCCCGCGCUCACGCCGCCUCACUUCCGGCGCGGAGCCUCGCGCCUCCUUCCGCUCCGCGCACUCGGGCCCAGAGGAGCCACCGGGCCGCGACUAUGAGUGAGGCAGAGGUGAAUCCCAAAGCUUACCCGCUGGCUGAUGCACAGCUCACCAAAACGCUCCUGGAUCUUGUGCAGCAGUCCUGCAACUAUAAGCAGCUACGCAAGGGAGCCAAUGAAGCCACAAAAACACUGAACCGAGGGAUAGCAGAGUUCAUUGUGAUGGCAGCAGAUGCAGAGCCCUUGGAGAUCAUCCUGCACCUGCCUCUUCUCUGCGAGGACAAGAACGUCCCUUACGUGUUUGUGCGCUCCAAGCAAGCUCUGGGCCGGGCAUGUGGCGUCUCCCGGCCUGUCAUCGCCUGCUCCAUCACCAUCAAGGAGGGUUCACAGCUAAAGCCUCAGAUCCAGUCUGUCCAGCAAGCUAUAGAAAGACUGUUGGUUUAAAUGCUCACAAGUUUGUGUGUGGAAUAGGAAGGUGGAGUCAGAAGUUAUUGAUGUCUAGCUUCAGUUGAAAUUACCGUUUUGAUACCUGUGUUUCAUUUCAAAACACCACACUUUUGUUUAACCAUGACUUAAUUCUUACUGUUUCUGCCUCUCUUCUCUUUUCUAUUGCUUUACUCCAACAUGUUCAUUGUCAUUGUAUUAUUUCUUGAAAAGUGAUUCUACAACUGUAUUUCUUGUUUGAUGUUUGAAAGAAAAAAAAUCCCCCCCUCCCCUUAUUUCCAUGUCUGCCUGCUCAGGGCUUUUUUAACCCACCCAGGAGCUUCCUAUGUGUUGCAGUAUUUCUGCUAAGCUUCAGCCUCUAACAGGUGUGGGUAACUGUUCCUGAAUAGUUGUCUACUUAAGGGCAAGGCUGUGUUUGCGUGCAGGCAGUUGGAGUUUCGAGUGAUGGAGCAACCAAGAAUCUUUAAGGCAAACAGCAGCUACUGUGUAGCAGCAGACAGAGCUAAGGUCAGUGCACAUAGCACAACCUUUUUGCUUCUUGAAACCAGAGAGACUUCUGUAAGGGGUGCACAAGGAACAUAAAUCUUACAGCAGUGUACAAAGAGGAAACUUAUCUCACUUAAAUACUGACAUUUUAAGAAAAUAAAAUUACUGAUGAAGCCAAAUAGAAUUGUCACUCCCUUGGGGAAGCAUUUGCAAUUCACUGAAGUGUUGCCAGGUGUAAAGCCAAACUGCUUAGAGAUUACCCAAAGGCUGUAGCAGUGCAGUAGAAGACAUGAACCAAGACAACAGAAAGCAAGUAAUUUUUCAGAUGAAUCAACCUGUGUCUCAAGAAGAGAAUGCCAAAUAAUGUUGUGGAAGAGUGUGAAGUGCCACCAGUGUUCUGGCUUAGUGGUGGUUUUGUGGAGCUAGCCUUAGUUAAAUGCAUAUUGUGUAAUCCACUUUCUGCUCUGAGCAGAGGAGUAAAUUUCUGUGUCGGACUGGGUUAGAUCAAAACUCUCCUUGAUUGCAGGAUGCCAAACCAAAGGUAGCAUGGGAGGACAAAUAGGUUCAAGAGCAGAAGGGAAAAGGAAGUUCUGUAAUGUUUCUCCAGAGGCAUUAACUUCAUACCUGUAGUACAUGCAAAGUAGAUGAAAUCAGCUCACCAGAGACUGAAGAAAAAUCAUGUCUGUUUCUUAUAAAUGACUGGCAAGAGUAAAAUCCUUGCUGAUGUGAACACCAUACAAAGAUUUAAGUCCUGUCUGAGGUUUAGAAAGGCUGCUGUUCCCUUCCACUGAUGCUGACUGUUCAACUGUGUUUAAAACCAUGAUGUUGCCAAGGAGUUGCCCUGCUGUACCAUGCCAAGAUGGUUGAUGUAAAACAAAGUGCACAAAGAGCAGAAAUAAAGGAUUCUUGACAAGUAAAA
Pogoniulus pusillus (Red-fronted tinkerbird) is the source of this 1934-nucleotide messenger RNA. It is a transcript of the gene SNU13, whose product is annotated as small nuclear ribonucleoprotein 13. Gene Ontology annotation, molecular function: RNA binding. Gene Ontology annotation, biological process: ribosome biogenesis; mRNA splicing, via spliceosome; maturation of SSU-rRNA. NCBI's taxonomy places the organism in Eukaryota, Metazoa, Chordata, Aves, Piciformes, Lybiidae. Gene Ontology annotation, cellular component: U4/U6 x U5 tri-snRNP complex; small-subunit processome; cytosolic large ribosomal subunit. The coding region runs from base 143 to 529 and encodes 128 amino acids. The transcript has 3 exons. The record is from RefSeq and is a predicted model, not a curated record.